This is a messenger RNA of Grammomys surdaster, 801 nucleotides long. It is a transcript of the gene Mrps6, whose product is annotated as mitochondrial ribosomal protein S6. The transcript is spliced from 4 exons. Gene Ontology annotation, cellular component: ribosome; mitochondrial small ribosomal subunit. The coding region runs from base 180 to 557 and encodes 125 amino acids. Gene Ontology annotation, molecular function: structural constituent of ribosome; small ribosomal subunit rRNA binding. Gene Ontology annotation, biological process: translation. The record is from RefSeq and is a predicted model, not a curated record. Lineage: Eukaryota; Metazoa; Chordata; Mammalia; Rodentia; Muridae.
GGUGGAGGGGGGGAGCGGGAGGUCUGGAAAGUUCCACCGGGUUCCAGAGCCCAAGGGUCGCACCGCGCUUUCGCCGCCCGGGAGCUGACCGGCUGCGUCUCCUCUCGUCUUCCUCAGCGCCCCGCUUCCCCGCCCUCGCGACCCCGGUUCUCCUGGACUCGGCGCCGUCAUCCCGGGCGAUGCCCCGCUACGAGUUGGCUUUGAUUCUGAAAGCCAUGCGGCGGCCAGAGACUGCUGCUGCUUUGAAACGUACACUAGAAUCCCUGAUGGACCGAGGAGCCAUAGUGAGGAACUUGGAAAACCUGGGUGAGCGUGUGCUCCCAUACAGGAUCUCCAGUCACAGCCAGAAGCACAGCCGUGGAGGGUAUUUCUUGGUGGAUUUUUAUGCCCCAACAAAUGUUGUGGAAAGCAUAUUGGAACACUUGGCACGAGACAUUGACGUGAUUAGACCAAAUAUUGUGAAACACCCUCUGACCCAGGAAGUAAAAGAGUGUGACGGCAUAGUCCCAGUCCCACUUGAAGAAAAACUAUAUUCAACAAAGAAGAGAAAGAAGUGAAUUUUUGGCCUUCUAUUUAAUUCUAAGUGCACUAUGGAUGCUGAUUGCUUAUAGUCUAGGAUGCUUUAGCCCACAACCAUUUUGCUGCAGGAGGUGGGAACUGCUGGCCGAGACCUGCCCUGUCAUCUCUAUGGAGAUUUCAGCCUCGGAUGGUUUGUCGGUGGUGGGGGUGUUUGCAGGACUGCUGCAGCAUUUCUCUAUGGAACACAGAGCAGAGUAAUAAACAUGACAUUAUCAACACUGA